Benincasa hispida (wax gourd) is the source of this 2568-nucleotide messenger RNA. RefSeq names its product Protein kinase superfamily protein. Gene Ontology annotation, biological process: peptidyl-threonine phosphorylation; peptidyl-serine phosphorylation. Gene Ontology annotation, molecular function: ATP binding; protein serine/threonine kinase activity. The record is from RefSeq and is a predicted model, not a curated record. NCBI's taxonomy places the organism in Eukaryota, Viridiplantae, Streptophyta, Magnoliopsida, Cucurbitales, Cucurbitaceae.
AUCAGCAUCGCCCUUCGAUCGCUUCAGUUUCACAUAACAUUGAAAAGAAAAAAAGAAAAAAAAGAAAAAAAAAAAAAAACAGAGAGAGAGAGAGAGGGGGAGGGAGAGUUCUCUCCAGCAUGCAAACUCCGAGUCGACUAAAAAAAUUUUCCACUUUUGCUAAUCCAAAUCUUCUGAAUUACCAUUUUGAAUCGUCUCUCUCAUACCCCCACUAUCAAUUUCUCUCCAAUUUUGAGCUUGUUCAUCCAUGGCGGUUUCAGACGUGGAAGCAGUGCUCGAUUUUCUGAGGAAAAAUGGGUUUUCAGAGGCAGAGUCAGCUCUCAAAAGGGAUGUGGUUGAAAAAUCUGAAUUGGGUUCUUUUGAUUUUGAGAAAUUCUUCUUUCCGAUGGUUCCUGCUCCACCUCCGGUCAGAAUUCCGUCCACUUCCCGGAAAUUGGCCGCUCGUUCUGACGGCGACGACGACGAUCGUUCUGGAUCGAACUCUGUUUCUUCUGACGAUGAGUUUGUAAGCUUGAGAUCUUCUACUUCUGACGUUUGCUCCUCUGAAUUCAUCAAUCCUUAUGGUAUUCCUUCAGAUUCUUCUUCAGAUAUUGCCUCUCAGUUCGAUACGGCGCGUGAUUACCAUGAAUUUGAUUUGCAGAAUGAUUUUCUUUGGUAUGAUGAGAAAGAGGAUGUGAAUUUCAUGACACCUUCCUUUGAGGGUCAGGAUUUCUUUGGCUGCCCUAGUGAGGAUAAGUUUAUAAUGACUACUCAGAGAGAUGAGCAAUUUAGUAGUUUAUCAGCUCCGGCGAAGUCGAUUCUUUGUCGUUCAACUCCCUCGAGUGACGAAAGUUUGAUCGAGGUCGACGGUGUUGACAGAUAUAAGCAACUUGAAGGAGGGUUUGAGGGGCUCUCUAAGGGCUCGAUUCCUUUUUGCAAAUGCUGUGUUGCUCAUGGAGAGUUUUAUAACAAGUCUGCAGAUUGUAAUUAUCUGAAUCCAAGUUUUAAUGAAAUGGAUUCCAAUGAUUUCCAGUCGAAAGUAGUUAAAGACAUUGUCGCUAAUUGUGAUUUGGCUCCUCAAUGUGAUUCUUCGACUGAUAUAUAUUCUAGUUCUAACUUUGUCCAAGAGUUUGAAGAUCACAAUGACUCCCAAAAUAAGAUCCUUGAAAGAAGUUACACACUUAAUGCAGCCAAUAGCUUUAAAGUCGGUAGUCUUGGAGAAGUACAGGAGGAAGCCAAUGAAUUUGAACCAGUUGCAGAUGGAGAUGGUGUUGCUGCUGACGACGAGCUCCCGAUGUAUUAUACCAACAAUGAUGAAUUUGAAGUAUUUGAUCUGAGAAUUAUACAUAGAAAGAACAGGACUGGAUUUGAAGAGAGCAAGGAUUUGCCUAUUGUGCUAAAUAAAGUCCUUGCAGGCAGAUACUAUGUUACUGAAUACCUAGGAUCGGCCGCUUUUAGUAAAGUUGUUCAAGCACAUGAUCUUCAUAUGGGAGUAGAUGUUUGCCUAAAGAUUAUUAAAAACGACAAAGAUUUUUUCGAUCAGAGCUUAGAUGAAAUCAAACUUCUAAAGCUUGUCAACAAACAUGACCCUGCAGAUCAGUGCCACAUUUUACGGCUUUACGACUACUUUUAUCAUCAGGAACAUCUCUUCAUUGUUUGCGAGCUACUUCGAGCAAACUUGUACGAAUUUCAAAAGUUCAAUCAAGAAUCUGGUGGAGCUGCUUAUUUUACAUUUCGGAGGUUGCAGGUCAUUACACGUCAAUGUUUGGAAGCAUUGGAGUUCUUGCAUCAUUUGGGAAUCAUUCACUGUGAUCUAAAGCCAGAAAACAUUCUUAUUAAAAGUUACAAACGAUGUGAGAUUAAGGUUAUCGACCUUGGAAGCAGUUGCUUUCAAUCAGAUAACUUGUGCCUAUACGUUCAGUCUCGAUCCUAUAGAGCUCCUGAAGUAAUACUAGGUCUCCCAUACGAUCCAAAGAUUGACUUGUGGUCUCUCGGUUGUAUAUUAGCUGAGCUAUGGUCGGGAGAAGUAUUGUUUCCAAACGAUGCAGUUGUAAUGAUCCUCGCACGCAUGAUCGGAUUGUUCGGGCCCAUCGACCUGGAGAUGCUCCUAAAAGGACAGGAGACACACAAAUACUUCACUAAAGAAUAUGAUCUGUUUUAUAUGAAUGAGGAAACUGAUCAAAUGGAAUUCAUCAUCCCUGAAGAGUCCUCCUUGGAGGAUCAUCUGCGAGUUUUUGACUCGGGGUUCAUUGACUUUCUUACAAACUUACUCGAGAUCAAUCCAGAAAGACGACCAACUGCAAAGGAAGCUCUCGCACAUCCGUGGCUUUCGCAGUCGUACGAAUAACCAUUCUCAUAAAAAAAAAUUGAAAAUAUAUUCAUUACCCAUCAAAUAAAUUAAAGAAAGCUAGUAAUAAGAAGAGGGAAAAAAGAAAAAUGAAUUGGCUUCUGGUUUUGCUUUUCAUACAUGUAUAUGCAUGGAGGUUCUUGUAUUUGUAUAUUUGUGUUUUUGUUGAGUACAGAUUGAGAACCCCCCCUUCUUUUUUUGUAAGUUCAUGGAAAAAAAAAUGUAGAAUUGUUUGAAACUUA